CUAAUCAUAGCCAUAAACAAUAACUACAACUUCGUUGUUGGUCACUCCUUGACGAACGAACGCUUCAACGGCAUUAUUUCCCGGCUAAAAAAACACAGCACACAAAAUAUAUUACUCAAUACAAAACAAACACACUCCUUGGUCUCUCUUCUCUCUGUACCAUUCACUCAUUCAAUUUCUCUCUCUAAGAUCUUCUUGAUCCCUUAAUUUCUCUCGUUUAACCAUUUCCUCUUACAUUUUUCUUUGAGAAUUCCAUUUUUUGGAAUUUGGGGUUAGGGUUUCCUCCUCCUUUUGUGUGUGUGUGUUUGAUUGAUUGAGAGGGAAUUUGAGAGGCUAAAGGAAGACCAGAAGCCCAAUAAUAAUUCCAUAUAUUUUGUUUAAUAGAAUCAUCAGGUCUUCUGAAGAAGAUCUGAGAGUAGGCAAAAAUGAGCGCAUCGAGGUUCAUAAAGUGUGUGACGGUGGGGGAUGGUGCCGUUGGCAAGACUUGUCUCUUGAUUUCCUACACCAGCAAUACCUUCCCCACGGAUUAUGUGCCGACUGUGUUCGACAAUUUCAGUGCAAAUGUGGUUGUCAAUGGGAGCACUGUCAAUCUAGGGUUGUGGGAUACUGCUGGACAGGAGGAUUACAAUAGGUUAAGACCUCUGAGUUACCGUGGAGCUGAUGUUUUCAUUUUGGCAUUCUCUCUCAUCAGUAAAGCCAGCUAUGAAAAUGUUUCCAAGAAGUGGAUUCCUGAGUUGAAGCAUUACGCCCCUGGUGUCCCUAUAGUGCUUGUUGGGACAAAACUUGAUCUUCGGGAUGAUAAGCAAUUCUUCAUAGACCAUCCUGGUGCUGUGCCAAUUACUACUGCUCAGGGUGAGGAACUGAGGAAAACGAUUGGCGCACCUUCCUACAUUGAAUGUAGUUCAAAAACACAGGAGAAUGUAAAAGCAGUGUUUGAUGCUGCCAUUAAAGUUGUGCUCCAGCCACCCAAGGCGAAGAAAAAGAAAGGAAAGUCUCAAAGGGCCUGCUCAAUUUUGUGAUCAAACAGUAGAGGUAGGAGGAUAUUCCUGGUCACAGUUGGCGUUGUAAUCUCUCUCCUCAUGUCUUUUUCUCUUUCCUUUUUCCAAGAGGAAGUAGGAGGUCCUUGUAUUUUCUCAGUUGAAGCUACUAGUGAUCUCUUGAAGUGUCAGGUGGCUUGAUUUCUCUGUACUGCUGUGGUUUCUGGUCUCUGAUUAUUGAGUCUCAAAAGCACCUCUAUUUUGUCCUCGCUGUUUUGAUUUGUUUUAUGUAUUAACGACUGAAAGAUCAAUUUAGGAAACAAAUUUUCUCAGCAAUGUUGUUUAGCAUUUCUUACUUAGUUGUAGCUGUUCAAUUUUGCCGAA
Molecule: messenger RNA, 1361 nt
Organism: Nicotiana attenuata
Lineage: Eukaryota; Viridiplantae; Streptophyta; Magnoliopsida; Solanales; Solanaceae
Product: rac-like GTP-binding protein RHO1
Exons: 7
Coding region: 426-1019 (197 amino acids)
Biological process (GO): actin filament organization; establishment or maintenance of cell polarity; regulation of actin cytoskeleton organization
Cellular component (GO): cytoskeleton; cell projection; cytoplasmic vesicle
Molecular function (GO): GTP binding; GTPase activity; protein kinase binding
Source: RefSeq, a predicted model, not a curated record